AUGGGAUUAUUUGGAGGAAGCAGAAAACAUGGUGGCAUUUUUACAUUUAAUAAAGAUGAUGGUUAUUUAGAAGCAUUGUUGCGUGGUUUUAGAAAGGGUAUUCUUUCUCAUGUAGAUUAUACUAAUCUUAGACAAUGUGAAAAUCUUGAAGGUAAGAAGAAACAACAGGAAGAACAAAAAGACAAAGAGAGAUUUAAUAUCAAGUUACAUCUAUCUCAGACAGAUUAUGGAGAUUUCUUGUCUGGGGAACCAGCACCAUUACAAACAGCAACGAUAGAGGAAAAGGCAACUGCAAAAAUGGUAGAAGAAUUUAAUCAAAUUAGAAAUCAAGCAGUUGAACCAUUAUCUACAUUUUUAGAUUACAUUUGUUAUGGUUAUAUGAUUGACAAUAUCAUUCUACUGAUUACUGGUACAUUACAUGAAAGAGAUGUAUCUGAAUUAAUAUCCAAGUGUCAUCCACUUGGUAUGUUCAAAUCAAUGGCCACUCUUUCUUUGGUUCGUAAUACUACCGAUCUUUACAAUACGGUUCUUAUCGAUACUCCACUUGCCCCCUAUAUCCAAGGUUGUCUUCAUGAAGAAGAUCUAGAUGUAUUAAAUAUUGAAAUCAUUAGAAAUACUCUAAACAAAGCUUACCUUGAAGAUUUCUACGCCUAUUGUAAUGAAUUGGGUGGUCAAACUAGUUUAAUUAUGAAUGAUAUUUUAAAAUUUGAAGCAGAUAGAAGAGCAAUUAAUAUAACAAUUCAUUCAUUAAAUUCAAAUGAAUUGAAUAAAGAUGAUAGAGAAAAAUUAUUCCCAACGAUUGGACAAUUGUAUCCAGAGGGAACCAGUAAAUUGGCAAGAUGUGAAGAUAUAUCUCAGGUACGCCAAAUCCUAGAGGUCUACUCAACCUUUAGAAACCUACUCAGUGAAGGUGUCGUCAGUGGUGAUCUAUCACUUGAAACUUCAUUCCAAAAACAUGAAGUACAUCUUAAUCGUAUGGCUUUUGAAGAUCAAUAUGGUUAUGGUGUAUUCUAUGCCUACUUUAGAUUAAGAGAACAAGAAAUUAAAAAUAUUAUUUGGAUCUCUGAAUGUAUCCUUCAAAAUAUGAAAUCAAAAAUUGAUCAAUAUGUUCCAAUCUUUUAA
Cavenderia fasciculata is the source of this 1122-nucleotide messenger RNA. RefSeq lists its product as uncharacterized. The transcript is spliced from 3 exons. Gene Ontology annotation, biological process: proton transmembrane transport; vacuolar acidification; vacuolar transport. The record is from RefSeq and is a predicted model, not a curated record. Gene Ontology annotation, molecular function: proton-transporting ATPase activity, rotational mechanism. The coding region runs from base 1 to 1122 and encodes 373 amino acids. Lineage: Eukaryota; Evosea; Eumycetozoa; Acytosteliales; Cavenderiaceae. Gene Ontology annotation, cellular component: proton-transporting V-type ATPase, V0 domain; vacuolar proton-transporting V-type ATPase complex.